This is a messenger RNA of Lepisosteus oculatus (spotted gar), 3292 nucleotides long. RefSeq names its product ArfGAP with FG repeats 1a (gene agfg1a). Gene Ontology annotation, molecular function: GTPase activator activity. The record is from RefSeq and is a predicted model, not a curated record. Gene Ontology annotation, biological process: intermediate filament organization; acrosome assembly; spermatid nucleus differentiation. NCBI's taxonomy places the organism in Eukaryota, Metazoa, Chordata, Actinopteri, Semionotiformes, Lepisosteidae. Gene Ontology annotation, cellular component: membrane; cytoplasmic vesicle; cytoplasm.
GGCUCUAGUACAUCACUACCAAUGAAGGCAACCUAUGUGGAACAAGAAGCUUGCAGACUUAGAGAAAACAGUACUGAACUUUUCACCGUCGAUUACAGGACCACGAUCAAUUCCUCCAACGCUCACUCCGAGCGCACGUGCCUAUCGCCGCAAUGCCAGGUUACUGGGUGGCGCUAGCGAGCGCACGUGGACGCCGCCAGCAGGCGGACGCGCGAGCCUCCUCUUGACUACGGCGCCCCGUCUCGUUGUUCACGGAAACGGGAGGCCGUUGUGACUUCCGGUUCGACUCUUCAUUCAGCCGCCCUGCAGCUCCGUCUCUUUUCUCUGGGGCUCUGCCGAAGACCGUCGUUCAGCCCUGCGUCCACUUUCUGGAAACUAAAAAAAAUCCCGUCCCCUGCCUAGAUUUUUUGUUUUUGUUUUCGCGUCUCACCUUCCCCUCCCCAGAAACGUCCCCCCCCCCGGCCAUGGCGGCGAGUGCUAAACGAAAGCAGGAGGAGAAGCACCUGAAGAUGCUCAGGGAAAUGACGAGCCUGCCGCCCAACAGAAAGUGUUUUGACUGCGACCAGCGCGGCCCGACCUACGCCAACAUGACGGUGGGCUCCUUCGUCUGCACCUCCUGCUCGGGCAUUCUACGGGGCCUGAAUCCACCCCACAGAGUUAAGUCUAUCUCCAUGACUACCUUCACACAGCAGGAAAUCGAGUUUCUGCAGAAACAUGGCAAUGAGGUAUGCAAACAGAUAUGGUUGGGACUGUAUGAUGAGAGAUCCUCUGCAAUUCCAGACUUCCGUGAGCCACAGAAAGUGAAAGAGUUCCUUCAGGAAAAGUAUGAAAAGAAAAGAUGGUACGUCCCUCCAGAACAAGCAAAGGUUGUGGCUUCCGUUCAUGCUUCAAUCUCGGGGUCCUCUGCCAGCAGCACCAGCAGUACCCCCGAGGUCAGGCCGCUGAAGUCACUGCUGGGGGAGUCGGCACCUACGCUGCACUUGAACAAAAGCACGCCCAGCCAGUCCCCAGUAGUGAGUCGUGCACAAGCACAGCCUCAGCAGAUGCCCCUGCAGGAGAAGAAACAGUUUGACCUCCUGAGUGACCUGGGAGGAGACAUCUUCGCAGCUCCGCCGUCACAGGCCACAGGCACCGCAAACUUUGCAAACUUUGCACAUUUCAACAGUCACACAGCUCAGAAUAAUGCAAAUGCAGACUUUGCAAACUUUGAUGCAUUUGGAAAUAAUAGUGCAUCGGGUAAUUUUGGAGGUUUCCCCACAGCAAGUCAGCCACCUUUCCAGCCCCCAAACACAGCGUUCAGAACGCUUUCAUCCAGCUGCAGUUUUGGUGAAUUUACCUCAGCUUUCCCUCUUCAGGCUGCACACAGUAGCAGCUCUGGAUUAGCUAAUGCCAAUUUUGCAAAUUUUGACAACUUCCCCAAAUCCUCUAGUGCUGACUUUGGAGCCUUCAGUUCCUCCCAGAGUAACUCAACAGGAGUCCCCAAAGCUGCAGUAAACAAACCUAGCGUCCCCACUGCAGAUAAAUACGCAGCUCUCGCUGACCUGGAUAACAUCUUUAGCUCUGCCAAACCUGAGCAAGGUGCUGCUGCUCAGGUGAGCAGUGUCAGCUCUGCUCCUGCUGCAGUUCCAGCUCCUAACCAGCCCCUGGCAGCUGGGGGCGAUCGAUACGCAGCACUGGCUGAGCUAGAUAGUGUCUUCUGCUCCUCCAUGCCUACAAGCAACGUCUAUAGCUCUACCGUUAGCAGCAGUGUCUUUGGGUCAGUAACGGGCCCUACACAAGCACAGCCCCAGCAAGUGAUAUCCAGUAUCCCGGCAGGAUUUGGAGCUGCUCCAUCAACCAAUCCUUUUGUAGCAGCAGCUGUCGCCCCAGCAGCUCCUCCGACCAACCCCUUCCAGACCAACGGGAGAGCUGCCGUGGCAGCAGCAGCAGGCCUUUUAGGAGCACUGCACAGUCAAGCCUUUCCACAAGUUCACUUUGCUAGUUUUGGCACUGGCUCCAUGAGCAUGCCCGCGGGGUUUGGAGCAACAACUACCUACAAUCUUCCAACCAGUUUCAGUGGGACAUUUCAACAGCCACCGUUCCCUGGCCAGGCAGCGUUUCCGCCGCAGGCCGCCUACCAACAGCAGCCCAACGGUGCAGGGUUUGGAGCCUUCGGCCAAGCAAAGCCAGUGGUGACCUCAUUUGGGCCAUCCAUGGCAGCCCCAGGAGUUUCUAGUAAUCCUUUCAUGGCAGGAGCACCUGCAGGCCAGUUCCCAGCAGGAAGUUCUUCUACCAAUCCCUUCUUAUAGCCCGCACACACAACAGCUAGGAUGUGGUCACUCAGCAUCUUUGCACCUCUUGCACUGUUUUGUUUCACAGUUAGCUUUAAACACAAAAGUUUCUAAAACUUGUAUUUUGUAUGAAAAUAUAAAAACAACAACAACAACAAAACAAAACAAGAUAUGUGCAGAAGUGGGGGCAUUUCUCCUCGACAUCCUUUAUUUAACCUGUGAACUGGCAAAUGAAUCUCAUAGCCGCAUCAUGUAAAUUGAAACUGGCUAAUACUAAGUUAUUGCAAACCACAUUCAUUAUGCUGCAGUACUGUACAUAUUUUUCUUAGAAAUUUAGCUAUUUGUGCAUAUCAGUAUUUGUAUCUUUAACACAUGUAUGUUAAGUCAGAAAUGUUACUGGGAAAAGUAAUGGGCUACUGAACGUUACUGUAUCAAUUAAAUGAAUAACCAAAAUCAGUAAGAUAAGUUUGGAUUAGUAGACAUAUAUUUAAAAAAAGAUAAAGAUUGUAUUCAGUUCCCAAGUAAAAAAAAGUUUUUUCUUCCAUGAAAUACCCUGUGCAUUGUAUGGUGACAUCUCGCAGGUAAAGGGGGAGAACCUGAAGCGCUUGAUUCUGAUCUAGUCUCUCAGGUGGUGACAUGAAGACCACAUAUGUUGGGUGUUACAAAGAUUAAGUUAAUGUGUAUAUAUAUUAAAAUGGAUUUUAACUAAACCGUUCAAUUUUUUUGUAUUUCUGUACAAUUCAUUUUCUUGUGUUGAAGCGUUUUGUGAAUUUUUUUUUUUGUAAAUGCCCAUAAAUUUAAAGAUCUUGCACUCUUGCAAUACUUACGUUUUGGCUGUGCUGCACAGCACUGCUUUCAAUUUCAGAAUUUAAAUCCCAUUUCCCUCCAUAGGAGCAAGUAAUGAUUGCCUGGUGACAUUUCAAAUAUUAAAACAUUUAACUAGUUUUAUUGUAAUAGCACUUUUCAUCUGCCUUGUACUUUUAGUUUUUACUUUUAAGAAAAAUAAAGUUAAAACAAAUCUU